UUUGAAAACAUAAAAUAGGAGUUUCGCACUUGUGGACCCGGAGCCGCGGAGCCGUCGAGAUGCCGCGUGGAAGCCGAAGCCGCACCUCCCGCAUGGCCCCUCCAGCCAGCCGGGCACCGCAGAUGAGGGCUGCCCCUCGGCCCGCGCCAGCAGCUCAGCCCCCAGCUGCAGCUCCACCAGCCGCUGUUGGUUUGCCAGCCGCCGCUCCCCGACAGCCCGGCCUCAUGGCCCAGAUGGCAAGCACUGCAGCUGGCGUGGCUGUGGGCUCCGCCGUGGGGCACACCAUAGGCCACGCCCUCACUGGAGGCUUCAGUGGAGGGAGCAAUGCUGAGCCCACUAGGCCCGACAUCACUUACCAGGAGCCUCAGGGAGCCCAACCCGUGCAGCAGCAGCAGCAGCAGUUUGGCCCAUGCCACUAUGAGAUGAAGCAGUUUCUGGAGUGUGCCCAGAAUCAGAGUGACCUGAAGCUCUGUGAGGGUUUCAGCGAGGUGCUGAAGCAAUGCAGGUUUGCAAAUGGAUUGUCCUAAGCAAGAUGUUCAAAUUGAAGACAUGAAAAAUCACCUCUCAUCACGUUAAUU
Erinaceus europaeus (western European hedgehog) is the source of this 578-nucleotide messenger RNA. Its product is annotated as coiled-coil-helix-coiled-coil-helix domain-containing protein 2. NCBI's taxonomy places the organism in Eukaryota, Metazoa, Chordata, Mammalia, Eulipotyphla, Erinaceidae. Gene Ontology annotation, cellular component: mitochondrion; nucleus. The coding region runs from base 60 to 527 and encodes 155 amino acids. The transcript has a single exon. The record is from RefSeq and is a predicted model, not a curated record. Gene Ontology annotation, molecular function: sequence-specific DNA binding. Gene Ontology annotation, biological process: mitochondrion organization; positive regulation of transcription by RNA polymerase II.